Molecule: messenger RNA, 5272 nt
Organism: Hypanus sabinus (Atlantic stingray)
Lineage: Eukaryota; Metazoa; Chordata; Chondrichthyes; Myliobatiformes; Dasyatidae
Product: rap guanine nucleotide exchange factor 3-like
Exons: 24
Coding region: 300-2858 (852 amino acids)
Biological process (GO): positive regulation of GTPase activity; Ras protein signal transduction
Cellular component (GO): plasma membrane
Molecular function (GO): guanyl-nucleotide exchange factor activity
Source: RefSeq, a predicted model, not a curated record
CGCCCUCCCUCAAGGAACUCUCCAAAUAUUUACUCAGCCGGGACAUGCAAGGUGAAGCCUGUCCUGCCGUGUCACCUCAGCUGGAGAGGAGCGGGCAAUGAACGAGCUGUCGAACUAGGAGACCAGGAAUCAGCGAGGGACGAAGCCUCAGACGUGGGUGAUGGGAGAUUUGUUCCCAGAGGAAUGACAGGAGUUUCCCGGACGUGCUGGAACUGGGAGCCGAGAAAGAGAGAGAGAGAGAGGGAGAGAGAAGCUACCGGCAGGAAACCAGGAGCAUCAUGUGAAGGAUCCAGGGAGAAAUGGAGAUUCCUUGGGCUCAGAAGUACAGUCUCCAAACCUCGAGGGGCUCCAUUGCCACUGUUCAAGGAUUAAGAUGGAGUCCAUUCCUAGAGCAUUCCCUGCCACAAGACCAUGGACCGAUGCAGGAGGACGUGAGGGGGAAGGUGACCCAGGCUGGUCUCCUGCUCCAAGCCCAUCUCCUGUCAGUGAACCCAGAGCUGAUGCGCGACCGGAGACUGCACCUCAAAUCCCUGCGGCAGUGUUGUUCAGGACGGGAGAUGGUCGACACUUUACUACAGAACAACCCCCAGGUGCGCUGCAGGACCCAGGCAGCUGGCGUGUGGCAACUGCUCAUGGAGGAAGGGUUGGUGCAAUCUGUAAAGUCGAGGGAGAGAUUCCAAGACCGGGACAACCACUUCUACCAGUUCACACAGACCCCAGCAAGGACCCAGGAUGCUGCAGGGGAUCGGGAGGAAGAUGAAGAUGAGGAACUGAACGAGGCACUUUCCCUUCUCACACUCCACGGGCAAGAGGCAGUCCUCACUGCUGCUCUCCGCACAUCACCCUCGCAGAGGACAGCGGAAGAUGUGGAAAUGAUUUUUGAGGAGCUGACUCAUGUCAAGGCCGUACUCCAUCUUUCCCAUACAGUGAGGCGUCAGCUGGCGGCCGUGGUUCACUUUGAGAGCUAUCAGACGUCUGGCACUGUGUUGUUCAGCCAGGGGGAGAUCGGGACUUCAUGGUACAUCAUCUGGAAGGGAUCUGUCAAUGUGUACACCCACCACAAGGGUCUGGUGAGUUCCUUGGAGGAAGGUGAUGGAUUUGGAGAGCUGGCCCUUGUCAACAAAGCCCCACGAUCAGCCACCAUCGUCCUCAGGGAGGAUGGCUGCCAGUUGCUCCGGGUCGACAAGGAGGACUUCAACCGGAUCCUGAGGGAUGUGGAGAUGAACACGGUCCACUUGAAGGAGCACGGCUGCGAUGUGCUGGUGCUGGAGAAAGUGUCCCGAGAUCCCAGUGCCCGGAGCUCUCCGGCCUCCCAAACUCACACGUACACAGUGAUGUAUGGGACAGCUGAACGGAUCCUGGAAUAUCUCCUGGACAACAUGGUUCUGGAUUCCGGAUCCUCUGACCUCUCAGAGAGUUUAGUCGAAGAUUUCCUCCUGUCGUACUGCGUGUUCCUGCCGACGCCUCACCUCCAGGACGCACUCCUCAAACACUAUGGGGCAGAGGAGCCGGAAAGGAAGCAGUGUUCCCAGGAACGGAAGCAAAGGGUCUUGCUCCUUGUUGAUCGCUGGCUGGAGAUCCUGGGUCACCACUUGAGGGACCAUCCCUCCACCCUCCGCUUCCUCCAGGAUCUGGAGGUCUUGGUUGCGAGGGACAGGCAUCUGAAUGAUGCGCUGUCAGGCAACAGCAUGGACCAGACAGUAACAAAACGGUCAUCGGAGAUGAUUCUGAACACUCUACAGAUGAAGUUGAGGGACAGCUUAAACUGGUUGAAGAACCUCCGAAACUCAACAGAUACCCAGUGUUUGAGAGCAGAUACCAAAAUCCUGCAUCACGUGUACCGUCCCGACCACUCACAGAUUCGCCUGCUCCUGCCAGUGGCGUCAUCUGUAAGAGACCUCCUCUCCAUCCUGGCAGAACAGGAGGAGGAAGGCAGCUCAGCAGGGGAAUAUGUCCUUGUCAAGCUCAGGUCCACUGGGGAUCAGACGGAGAUGAGUGCGGAUGAAAGAUCUGUCUACACCUCACUGCAGGUGAACGAUCGCCUAUACUACGGCAGCCGGGAACAGCUAAAGGCACUGGUACCUGCCAAAGAACAACAGAUCCCAGCGUGUGACACCUCUUCCCCAUUGGACUCCCUGGGGUCCCGGGAGCUGGCCAUGCAGCUGACUGAGGUCGACUGGGAUCUCUUCCUCUGCAUCCACGAGGUGGAGCUCAUUGUUUAUGGCCUUGGCUUAAAGCCAGAGCCUGGGACCACAGUUUCCAACCUACAGAGAUACCUUGGGAGGUUCAACCAGAUCCAGUUCUGGACGGUCAGUGAGCUGUGCCUCUGCUGUGACGUCGGGAGGAGAGCAGCCCUCCUGAAGAAGCUCAUCAAGGUGGCAGCGAGUUGCAAGGAACUGAAGAACAUGAACACUUUCUUUGCUAUGAUGUUUGGCCUUUCCAACCCAGCUGUAAGGAGACUUUCUCAGACCUGGGAGAGGCUCCCGGGGAAGGUCAGGCGAAUGUUCUACGAGAUGGAGAGGUUGCUGGACCCAUCACGGAACCACAGAGUGUACAGACUGACUGUGAACAAGCUGACGCCACCCUACCUACCGUUUAUGCCUCUCCUCAUCAAAGCUUUUGUUGACGGGCUUUUGGGCAGAUCGGCGCGAGGGGGUCGAGAGAGAGGACGCAAUGCUCUAAGCUGGGCGAGGAUCGGACCCCAAAGUGGGGUCCGAGGCCGGGAGAUUCUCCGAGGUGGAGGGGGGGAUGAAGCUAGAUGUGCUUGGUUGACCACUCGGAGGGUCCUGAGCUGUUUGAAGAGUCCGAGGAGUUCGGAGGGUCCUGAGCUGCGAGUCGAGGAGUUCGGAGGGGAUUGAAUGGUGGCCAGAAGACUUCAGAAAUUGAGCUCCAACGGCUGUGCACGAAGUGGUUUGGACUUUGAUAAGUUUGGCGCCUUUUCUUUAAUUUUCUCUUCAUAUAUACUGUAUCGUUAUUAAUCACUUAGUUAUAGUAACCUUUAUAAAUUGUACUCAUUUAAUCGCAUAUGGUGUACUGUCUGUUUUUGGGUGAGGCGGGGACAUCACACAGCAUCCAUACCAGCUGAUUACCCAGUUUGGCGGGGCUGAAGGCUGCUCCCCCUAGACAAGAACGAGCUGAGCGAGCCUGAGGCGACCCAGGGGGUUACAAGACCAUCGAAGCUUUUCCCAGCGUUGGAACUUCUAGCACCGUGUCAAGUGCUGGGUGCUUUCCUACUGCCCCAGCAACAGAGAUUUCUCUUCCACCCCACGGUUUAAGUACCACAGGCUGGUUUGGACUGUCUGCAAUUUGUUCCAGCUCCACGGUACCCCACAAUCCUGCAGGUAGCCAGACCGAUAGGAUCUACUGAUGCCAUUGGAACAGGCGAACUGCAGGAAGCUCCAAACUUGUUCAUCUGGGAACACUACUCGCUGCAGUAACGUUAUCAGCAGACAUUGCUGCCUAUAUUUUAGCAGCAUCAAUUCUGUUUGGUUUUCAUUUUGGACGGCCAUGCUGGGUCAGCCUCCUGGGAUUCACAGACCUCUGUGCCCUCGGACAACUCCCUGUUUCAGACGAAUGCAGGCUGCAGUAUAUUUUGCAUCCUGCAAUAACACUGUGUUCAGAGGCCAUGCAGGACUGUACUCUGGCCUCUGAGAAAGAGUUUGGGAAGGCGAUGUACUAGUACUGACCAGUUGGCACACUGGGCCCUCAGUAUGGGGAAUCAUGGUUAAAGACACCUUUUUGGAGAUUGAGUGGUGGGGCACUUUCCCAAAGCCCAGCUCAAGGAUUCCACCUCUGGCAACACUGCCCCUGUUGCCCCUGCUCCUGUCCCUGCCCAUGAGGUUCAGGUGGGAAACUGAGGCUGCAUAUAGUGUGGGUGCAGUGAAGAAUGGGAGGAGACUCCAUGGGAUAGCAAGGUGGGAAAAGACCAAACACCUUUGGAAGAGUGCAGGGCUGAUGCCCGCCCAUGUGCCUCCUUAGGAAAGGGUGGUGAAGUGUCAGGAUCCGGCUCUGAGUGCACCUCUAGAACCAGAGAUGUCAGGGUCCUCCUUGGGCUUGGCUUUUGAGGUGAGGGAUAUACUCACCAUGCCGAUCCUAUCCACUCUUGGUACUCAAGGUAUUCGGGGGGGGAGGUGGUGAUCUAUCUGUGUUUGCCCAUGGGGAUAGGACAGAGGCAGUGGUAGAGUUGGCAGGUAUGAAUGAGGUACCCCCUGCACAGCGUGCGGUAGGACUGCUGCCUGCUAGGACACACGGGGAGGAAGAUGGGGGUCUACGUGUAGUGAAGGGGUAGAGGAGGACUUUUUAUCUGAUCGUGAGACAAUAGGUAUCGUCACCCCUCCUGAGAAGUCCCUACUGAUACAUGUUGAUGAGAUCAAGGAAUUUAUGCUCACCUCUGAGGUGAGCCUCCCUAACUGAGGUUGUCCCAUCACACAGCACUGGGGUCAGGCACAGAGUGAAGCUCCCAAUGGAGGUGUCAGAGGUGGUGCAUUUUAUUUAGAGCAUCUCCCCUCAGCUGCGCUCAGUGAGAGGGCCUAUGUCUGUAUUUGAAGCCCGUGGGAUCACACCGUGUGAAGGGAACAUCUCCUGUAAAACAGAGGCAGUGACUGAGGGAGUAGCUGUCUGGACAUUUGGGAACCUGGGCGGAAUGAAGGUAGGCACAGCUCAAAUACCAUCUUUAAUUUACUGAUGACACUAGAAUCUCAGAGUGCAAGUUCCUGGGUCAACUUCUCUGAAGAUCUCUUCUGGGCCCAACAUAUUGUUGCAAUUACAAGAAGGCCUAACAGCUGCUAUAUUUUAUUAGGAGUUUGAGGAGAUUUGGUUUGUCACCAAAGACUCCAGCAAAUUUCUACAGAUGUACUGUGGAGAGCAUUCUAACUGGUUGCAUCACCGUCUGGUAUGGAGGGGUUGCUGUACAGGAUCGGAAUAGGCUGCAGAGGGUUGCAAACUCAAGACAGUUCCAUCAUUGGCACUAGCCUCACCACCAUCGAGGACACCAUAAUGACUCAAGAAGGCGACAUCCAGCACUAAGGACAAUCCCUCUUCUUAUUGCUACUGUCAGGGAGGAGCACUGGAGCUUGAAGACACACACUUAACAUUUUAGGAACAGCUUCUUCCCCUCCGCCAUCAGAUUUCAGAAUAGUCCUCUUUCGCAUUAUUUAUUUAUUUUUAAUUGUAACAAGUAAUUUUUAUGUCUUCACACUGCACUGCUGUUAUAAAACAACAAAUUUCACAACAUAUGUCAGUGAUAAUAAACCUGAUUCUGAUUCUGUUCUUG